UGAAUCUUCGCUCCAACUUCGAAGUGACCAAUCAGAGUGUAGCAUUUCCUACCUUGGGCUUGUGCAGCCCUUUGCAUAAGUAGCGUGGGUAUGGGGAAAUUGUACAGGCUGCCUACGUUGUGCAUUGACUGCGUGUACACGUAUACACCGAACACUGUAUUAACACGUACUGAACUGCGAUAGCGUGCCCUACACAUCGCUGUAUAGAUAAUUCAUUCGACCAGCGUAGAUAAGAUCUGCUAGUUCAGCAUGGGAAGGAAAGACCCCAACAAGCCCAAGGGGCGGAUGUCCUCCUAUGCAUUCUUCGUCCAGUUCUGUCGAGAGGAGCACAAGGAGCGCAACCCAGGCCAGUCAGUCAACUUCACCCAGUUCUCCAAGAAAUGCUCGGAGAGGUGGAAGAAUAUGUCGGAUGGAGAGAAGAAGAAGUUCCACGAAUGUGCUGACCAUGACAAGAUGCGGUAUGAGCGGGAGAUGGCCCGCUAUGUGCCACCCAAGGGGAGCAAGAAGAGGGGACGCAGAAAGAGGAAGGACCCCAGCGCACCCAAACGCAACCUGUCAGCAUUCUUCCUGUUCAGUAAUGACGAGCGACCCAAAGUGAAGGCUGUUCACCCAGAUUGGGGCAUCGGCAAGAUUGCUCAGGUGUUGGCAGAGCAGUGGAGGAACGUCCCUGCAGCCCAGCGAGCCAAGUACGACAAGGCCGCCGUACAGGACAAGGAAAGAUAUGCCAAGGCAAUGGCGGAGUACAAGUCCAGGGGCGGAGCACACAAGAAGAAGUCCUCCUCCAGCUCUUCUUCCUCCUCUUCCUCCAGCUCCAGCUCCAGCAGCUCUAGCUCCAGCGAUGAGGAGUAGACUCACCACACCAACCCACCGAAUCUCCCGACUCUCAUCCGACCAGAGUGAACAGCUUAUUAAGGCCUCUAUUCCUCCCUUCCCCCACCAUCACCCGCAACAUUUCAAGCAUUGAAAACUUAGACGGGGUUAUUGGAAUUGACAGCACAGAAUGAGUGAAGUUUUUCAUCUGUACGUUAAGUCAUCACUCAAUAGGACAAAUUUUGGUGGGUUUUUUUGUUUGGGGUUUUCUUUUUCCUUGCUUUUUUGUUCCCUUUUGUUCAAUAAACCCAAAGUGGAUAAGUGAUUGCAUCAGUAUUGGCUGGAAGUUUAGAUGUGGUGUUGUAUGGACUAUUUAAGGUGAAAAAAAAUGUUAGCAUGUGUUGAUACACACGUCGAAAAAUUGAAGACUAAUUCAAGUCAUUCACAGGUCCUCUGUUUCAUGGGUUUGUUUUCUACCUCGUACAUGCAGUUGAUUCUGCUGUUCUCGCUCUAAAGGCUUUGAAAUAUGAAUCUGACGAAUGACUUAAUUCAUUUCAUGAGUUUUGACCAGUAAAGUGGAGAAUGAUUUUUAGCUGUUUUGUGGAAAUCCAUGGCUCUAAUGACAAUGAUAUAUUUUGGUCUAGGUCCUGUGAAUGAAAAUAUCAUGCAAAGUGUUGUCUCUUUGUGGCACAUGACUGCCUAAAAAUUCAAUGUUACAUUAAAAGUAGAAGCUGUUUGCAGGUUAUUUUAGUUAUCGCCGUUUUAUUUGAACAUAAUGAGUAACACACUGAGGAAAAUACUGUGUUAUUAACAUUUUUAAUGGGCAAACAUGUGGAUGUUUAGAUGGCUCGAUCUCCUGACGUUGUAAAAAAAAAAUGUACUGUGAAACGUUGCAUUGCUUCCAAGAAGUGCACUUGUAACACAACGUGGUCAUUCUGUACAGGCUUGCGUUUAUUUCAGUGAACAGAACAUGUCCCUCAUUUGUAUUUCACAAUCUUGGAAAGCAUAGAACAUGAUCUCUUACAUUGCCCUCGGCAAAAUGAACAUUGUUGAUGAACCUUUUUCAAGCACAUCGAGUUACUGGUGGACUGAGAGGACCAAUUGUCCUGAUAAGGAAGGUCACAUGAAGGCGUCUGAUUAUAUUUUUAGGAGAUUAAAAGAAACAAGAUUGAAAUAUUCAUCAGCUUGGACAGAAGUCUGUUAACCUGUUUGUGAGAUUUUUUUUAACUUGCUUGUACAUUGCAUUUAGUGGAAUAUGAAUUUACCACACUGUUCAUGACCUGUUGGUCUGUUUUGUCAUAUAACCUUUUGCCUCGAAUUAACACGUUUUGGUUCCAAAGUGAGGCAGCACUGGCGGAGGGAAGGCUUGCACGUACAGUGUAGGUUAAGCUGUUAUACAAGAACCCUGUCGAGAUGUUAGAGAGCCAGUGCAGCCUCUCUUUCAACUGGACCAUGGGGAGAACAAAGGACAGCCAUGUGCACAUGGUCUGAGGCUGUGAUCAUUUAACUUGGCUGUCUCACAAGCUCCAUCACAUCCAGCCAUUGCCAAGCAAUGCAGACAUUGCCUUAAAUCCUGUGCCAGAGCUUGGGGCACAUGGUUUGAAGUUCAAACACUGACUAAGUGCAAAAUGGACAUCCUUAAUACUUCAUCGUAAAGCAGUACCCACCCGUUAAAAAAAAGCAUCAUUUUCUAUAGAAACAUGCAAAAUUUCUUUGGUUCAUGAAGUUCAGAACACUGUGGCAUAGUACCUCCACAAAUUUAUGAAUGUAAACUUUAAAAACGGGAGACAACUCAGUCAAGUUUUUCCCAAUCUGUUGAAUUCUCCUGUUCAAAUAUAAAAAGUUAAUCUUUCUCUGCUUUUCUAUGUUAAGGGCAAACUGUGAACUUUAAGAGGAGAUGGAAAACUGGGACAUGUUAAAGGUUUGACUGGAGUUGUUGUUAAAGUGAUUAUUUGCAUCUGUGUGUAUAAUAGGCCCUAUUACUGUCUGAAGGGUCUGUUAUGUCUGAACCUUGUUUUGUUUCCUGUAUAGAUGCUGCUGCUUAAUAUCCACAGUAAGUUUUUAGCAUAAACGUUUGUGAGUGAUUUCCAGUUUUUCUGCUCAAAUUAUUUACUUAAAAUAGCUAAGUCAUUUUUUCUCCCUGAUAGCAUAGCUUUUGCCUGAUUGAAUGUACUGAUUUUCAUCCUGUGUUUAUUAACAAAAGUAGUAUGCACCUUUUCACUUGAAUGUAUCAACGGGAUAAAAUUAAUCAGUGCUUUUAAAAUUUGAAAUACUGAGCUUGAUUGUUUUUACCCAUUCUUCAAUGAUUUUUUUGGUUUAUGGUGUGAAAGAUGAGAUCUUGGUGAGAGAUUGAAAGCAAGUUAUUUCGAUGUUGCUUGCACCAACUCACAACGCAACGCAGGUGUGCCAAUGUAGAACUCUAAUUAUAUGCUCCAACUGACAAAUAGUAACAUUUGAAUUUAAGGCUACAAUUUUACCCUUUCACCUCAGUUUGUAUAUAACCACAGCCUUUGAUUCAUAAUCAUAUCUGUAUGUUAUGAUGCUUUUCUCAAAUUUUUUCAAGAAUGUGCACAUCAAAUCCCACAGAAAAUGUACCUUGCAGAACAAAGAAGUUUUUUAACUGUGUAAAAUGACUAAGGGAAACCCCAUUUGUUUGAUUAAUUUUGGUAAGAGAACUCCCCUCUUUAGACAAUGGGCUUAAUUACUGUGAUGUUAAAAGGCACUUAGUGUCGAGCGAUUUUGGGAUCAAAGUUCCUGGAUAGAUUUACUCUGAGUCACCAUCCUUUUCUAAACUCCAUAGAGAAGCACACAGAAAGGUAGCUGAAACCCACUGGCAAACAGUCGUGUUAACUUCUUGAGCUGGAGCUGUUACAAUACUUUAGCCUUUGUUGCUUAGAAUAUGGAAUAUUUGCAUAAAAAUUUUAAAAUGCCAUGUAAGUCUCAAAUAUGGCAGUAACAAAGGUCUAAAAUAAUGGCAAAUGGACUACAGGGUCAUUUCAAAGACUUCAUUAAAAAAUUUCAUAACUUGACUUGCAUUGCCCCUUUAAAUGAGGUGCACAUUAAUGGGAAACGUAUCCAAACGGGAAAAAAAAUACCUGUUUGAUGAAGUAUAACUGUAAAAGUUUGAGAAGAGUGUCCGUUGUAUAGAUUUUUGUAGAUUGAAUUCAAGCCAGCUACAACUAUUUAACAAAGCAGCAGUUAUUUAGAGAACGUUUUUGGCUGUAAUUUGUAAUGAAUGCCCAUUGUAAUCAGCGUAAUAAUUCUUUUGCCAGUCUGUAGGUGUAUUUUGAGUUAAGUCAUUAAAGCAUCAGCUUUUAAUGUUCA
This is a messenger RNA of Acanthaster planci (crown-of-thorns starfish), 4134 nucleotides long. Its product is annotated as high mobility group protein B1-like. NCBI's taxonomy places the organism in Eukaryota, Metazoa, Echinodermata, Asteroidea, Valvatida, Acanthasteridae. The record is from RefSeq and is a predicted model, not a curated record.